Messenger RNA from Lactuca sativa (garden lettuce), 567 nucleotides. The record is from RefSeq and is a predicted model, not a curated record. NCBI's taxonomy places the organism in Eukaryota, Viridiplantae, Streptophyta, Magnoliopsida, Asterales, Asteraceae.
AUGGCGAACAUAGGGCAUCUUAUGACUGGUGAGGAAGUCAUUGGGUAUAUCCUUGCUGGACUAGACCCAGGACAUGGGGAUUUGUUCACGGCGAUAACAAUGCUUGGAAAUCAAAGAGCGGUGACCUUACCAGAGUUCUACUCCUACCGGAUUGCUCAUGAAACUCAAGCCUCACCUGUGAAUAGUACCACCACAGAAUUCAUGUCAUUUACCAACAAUGUCGCAAGGCAAGAUUCCAAUGGGCAUCGUCGCAACUUCAACGGACAAAAUUCUCACAAUUCCAAGAAUAAUAAUUAUCGAAACAACAGUUUCAGAAACAAUGGUGGAGGUUGCGGUCGUAGAAGAGGCCGUGGAAGGUACAAUGAUGGUCCUCGAUGUCAGGUGUGCGGCAUCCCAUGUCAUGUUGCUCUAAACUGCAUAAAUCGCUUCAAUCAUGCCUAUCAAUUAGAAGAGAUUCAAUAUGGGAACAAUGUUACCACAGGAAACUACAACCAUGAUCCACAUAGGUACCUUGACUGUGGAACAACAGAUCACCUUACAAGUGAUCUUGACAGGAUGACUGUUUAG